Molecule: messenger RNA, 3343 nt
Organism: Siniperca chuatsi (mandarin fish)
Lineage: Eukaryota; Metazoa; Chordata; Actinopteri; Centrarchiformes; Sinipercidae
Exons: 16
Coding region: 423-2627 (734 amino acids)
Molecular function (GO): interleukin-17 receptor activity
Source: RefSeq, a predicted model, not a curated record
UAAAUAUUUUACCUUAUCCUUGUCACCUUGCAACGAUCUGAAUCGCCAUGCAUGAGUCAAGCAGACCUGUCUUUGGCUGUUUGUUAUUACAAAUCAGACGUAUGUUGUGAUGUGUUUGACAAGUUACGUCUUCCAGAACGCUGCGACACGCCCCACACCCGAGCUGUCAAUCAUCGGGAAGGACGUGUGGAACAAAAACCCAGGAAGGUUAGGUUAGGGCACAACAGUUGGCCAGCGUGGGACAAGCCCUGGUCACUGGUUUCUCGGAGGAAAUACCACUGUCAUGUCGUGCUGCUGGGUGGAUAUAAGUGUUACAAGGCUGUCGCUCUUUGUGUUUCGGAUGAGGAGAGUUUAGCCGUGGAGCAGGAAACGUGCGCCGGAGAGAGGCACCCUGUGCCAGGCGCAGAGACGCUCUCCAAGAAAUGGCUCUCACGCUCCUUCGGGUGCCACGUGGUUCUCUGCUGUCACUGCUGUACUUCUGGCUGUUCAUGUCCGCGAGAGCGCUGGAGAUGAUUGACCAAGACACACCUGAAUUGAACUGUAGCAAGGGUUUGACGGACUGCGAUGUGAGCUCAGCCCAUCUGUACACUGCUGCCCUGCCCGAUCCAGAUGAUACAGUGAAUGUUACACAUUUGCAGCUUAAAGUGAUUCUGUGCUGUUCAGCUGCACGUGAUUGUAAACCUUGCCUGCAAAUCGUCAUCACAGUCCAAGAAGUAGAUAAUGCAAAGGAGGUUUCUGAGGAUUCUGGUGAACAUAAUGAUGAAGAUGUGUUGUUUGGCACGGAUCCAAUGGCAGAGGGAAGUGGUCAGUUUGUGCUUCCUGAGCCAAGAGCUUUGGUGAAAGUGUGUCUCAGCUCCCCAGGCUCCAUAGAAUUUUGCAAGACACUCCGGUUUAAGCCAAACUACUCCGGUUUAGACCAAGCUUCUCAACAACCCACACAUAAGCUGCUGUUGACAGAGGAAGUGAAGUUUGGCAUUCCUGUUGUGGUCCACGUCCACACACAUUCAAAUGAAGCACACAACAUUCAAAAUAUCACAAUGCCAUCUUUAGAAGAAGUUUGCUCCAUGAAACUGGACGGGACUGUAAAGGAAUGUGAUGCUCCCAGACUCCGAGCUUUGACUGAUCAUAAGAGAAAUGUUGUCCUCCAACUGGAAAACACUGAUGCCAGACAAGAUGAACCCAUGUGCCAGAUGGUUUGGAAUGAAAUGCCUGGAGAAGUUCUUGCAUGGCCCAAAGGCGAGAGAGAAAUGGUAAUUUCGUCGAACUUUGUUGCACCAUGCCUGUGCUUCCAGAUGUGGUGGAAGGGACAGGCGUUCCGACGACAAUACUGCCCUUUCAAAAACCAACAAGAUGCACUAGAAAGAAUGCAGCACAACGUUUCUGUGUUUGUGGUGGAAUCUCAGAUGAGGGAUGGUGGCACGGGGCUGAGCUGGAAUGUGACUGCCCCCUGCAGACUGGAGGCAGAGGUGUGGCUGUGCAAGAAAGACCUGGCAGGAGGCCGCUGUGAAGAGGUGUUGGGCUCCAGACAGAGACUGCACAACCAUGUACACGCUGGCUGGAGAGCAACGCGCAACGGACAUUGGAAAACAGGAGAGUUCAAUGUGUCGUCACAUCCUCUGCUUUGUGUUCAGAUAAUGAUACAUGGGUUGGAGUCAUACUCAGAGCCCCAGUGUCCAUUUGCAACAUCUCGAUGGAGAUGGAGUCUGCCACUCCUCGUCGUAGUACUACUGAUGUGUUUGGCCAUACUAGGAGCCUAUUUUAUACAAGGUGUCCUAAAAGGCUAUGUGUGGAAAUGGCUGAAAGAAGAUGAUGUUAAAGGUGCUGUGGGUGGUGGUCAUGUGCUGUUGCUGUACCCACCUGAUGACAACCUGGCUUUUCCAGAGCUGAUGAGUCACCUGGGCACAUCCCUCCAAGGCCUGGGCUUCAGCGUGUCUUUAGACCUGUGGAGCCAGGCCGAGCUAAGCGUACUGGGCCCUGUGCCUUGGCUCCACUCAAGACUGAACAGACUGCAAAGGCAGGGGGGCAAAGUGGUGCUAGUCCUAACCCAGGCCGCCUGGAUAAGGGCUGAAGAAUGGGGAGCUCGGAGCUGGGACAGAAACACUCCCAGGGAGAGGAACAGAGACAUGGAGGAAGAGGAAGCGGGAAGAAGCUACACUGCCUCUUCUCCCUGUGUAGAUGUGUUUACUGCUUCAUUGAGCUGUAUUCUAGCUGACUAUUUACAGGGCCGCGCUGGAGAGCGGUUUAUGUUGGUGCAGUUUGAAUCACUUCCACCUGAGCCUCCAGGUGGUUUCCGGCCGCUGCCAGAACUUUUCCGCGGCCUUCAUGUCUACAGCCUCCCCUCCCAGAGCCUGGGUUUUCUGACUGAACUUGCUGGUUCUCGGCAAAUGGCUAAAGCAUCAGCCAGACGGAAAAGAGCAGGGGGGCUCAGGAUGGCAUCCCGAGCUCUGGCACGAGGGCUGUCGGGGUUCACAGCGGGGACAUCUGUAUUACACCUUGCAGGAGUGUCCAAGAGUUGUGUUGGGGUGGGAGGGGAAGACUCUGGGGAAACAGUGCCCUUGCAGCCAUGUCUUUUUACUCCUUCCAGCCCUGACACAAGCCCUAAGGUCAGUGAAAUAGAAUGGGUCUGACAGCAGGAGAGGGCGCUUCAGUUUUGGGAUGAGCCGCCAGUAAUGAGUUGAAGUGAUGCUCUGGGAGAUGCUCAGACAAAUCAAUAUAGGUCUGCAGCUUUUGCAUUUGCUUGUCUAAACAUCUGGGGUCUAGUGGCUGUUGAAAAGGGGGUGAAGUGUUUUAUGUUUCUGGCAGCAGAAACAGUAGUUUCUUUUUCAAAUAAAAGCUGGUUUGUUAUAGGUUGAGCUCCUGCUGCUCCAGAGAAAUAAAUGUGCACAACACUACAACUUCACACUACUUCUAAAAGUAAAUUCAAAGAAAAAUACAUCAGUUGAUACAGUUUGAUCACAAAUUGGUGAAUAUACUGUAUUUCAAAAACAGCAUGCCUUAGUAGACUACCAAAAUUACACUAAGAUGCAAAACAAGAAUCUCAAUGAAGCAAAUUGCCUCAUUGUUUUUGUCCUGACACUACAUUGUUUAUUUAAGCCGUUUUUCAGUCCAAGCCAUUGUGUGUUUGAAGUAUUUAUGAGUUGACAUUCUGCAUGCACAUGUAUUGCAUAUGAAAGCCCUUAGAGACAUGAAGAAAAAUACUAAACAAAAGUAAGCUAUUUCCCUUCUGAGUUUGCUCAUGAGUAUUAUCAAUUCCGUGUCCAGGCAUGGUGAGUCCAUUUUAUACUGUGUUUUGUCUUACCCUUUAAAGUGGGAUUGAAUAAAGAAUGUGUCUGAAUAAUGUAGA